Messenger RNA from Spirodela intermedia, 3995 nucleotides. NCBI's taxonomy places the organism in Eukaryota, Viridiplantae, Streptophyta, Magnoliopsida, Alismatales, Araceae. The record is from the annotation of a GenBank genome assembly.
AUGUCAAGCAAGUCCUACGGGGACUGGGCUAAGGUUCUUGUGAAUGACUAUCUGCUUGCGGAUCCAUUUGUCCCUUAUGUUUCUGUACUUGGAGGCAUUUUCGUUUGGAAAAUGGUGCACCCUCUCUCUUUCCAUUCUCACGUCUUGCUAUCAUAAUUAUGUAAUCCUUCUUAUGCCAGCUGUGGUACUCUGAUUAUGACGGGUGGCAUAACUGAGAUGGAAACAGAUGUAGGGUUCUGUGCAUACUUGUCCAAUAUUUUGUGUCAUUCUCUUCCCACAUAUCAUUGAUAGGGCUCACUAGCCUUUUUUGCUGUAUCUGAUGAAGAGAGUGCUAUGUUUAUGAUAAAUAGGAGAUAAGUUUAGAAACUUGGAGUUGUGGAAACUUGCAGCUAACAAAUUUUGUUCUAGGAAGAGAUGAAUGCCUAUGUAAACUUUUGAUAAGGCAUCAUCUCCUUGAGGUGCUGAUGAUCUGCGGGUUAAGAUAGAGUGAACCCUUUUCUGUAUUCUGUGCAUGUGAUUUUUCUGAUUGGAUGGCGAUCCUGAUCAGGAAUAGAUUGGGCUGGGUUGAACUGGUUUUAAAAGAGGGAUUGAAGACAUUAAAAUUUGAAGCUUUUUGUCUCACUGUGAUUUCUUGCUAUGUAAAAAUGAUGGUUUGGAGGAGUUUAUGCAUGAAGAAACCCAUUGUCAUGUUUUUUUAUGGAUUAUUUGUAAGAACACUGCGUCUGAUCUUCUAAAAAUCCACUUUCCCAGGUGUAUGAUCUUACACGCUUACUCAGUCUACACUGCAUAAAGACCUACCCUUCUCUCACUAAAAUUCAACAAACAGAUUGGAACAAUAGGUUGGUAUUUCUUUCUCCAGGGGAAAUGUUUCACUAUGUUCAUCUCUUACCGGAUAUUUUUCAUCUUUCCCAGGGGGAUGUCGAGCAUUCAUGCUUUUUACAUCGCAGGGAUGUCUCUCUACCUGUUAUGCUUCUCGGAUUUGUUCUCUGGUAGUGGUCCUGGAGGACUUGUUGUAUUCAGAAGGUCGCUACUAUCGAAUUGUGCUCUGGGAGUAGGUUCUUGUCCUUUUCAUUUUCAUUUCUGAUGAAACUGGGUGAUGAUUUCUAACCAUCAAUAUAGUGGUGAUCAAUUAUUUUCCGAAAUUACCGAAGAACUUAAUCCCAUUAAUUACUUUGAAGCAAGCUACAAUAAGCCUCUUUGUGACUCUUUUUUAUCAGAAUUUUCAAUAUGUAGGUAUUUUUUUGUCUCUCAGUCAGAGAGUCAGAGCUCGUUGCAAAUCAAGCAUAGAAGGUGAUAAUUCUUGUGAUCAAAUUUUCCUUUGGUAGGUUUCAGUUGGGUAUUUCAUCGUGGACCUUGGAAUGAUACUUUGGUUGUAUCCUUUGCUGGGUGGAAUGGAAUAUGUAAGUUUGAAGUGCAUAAUAUUUAUUAGUUUGUCUUUGAUUGAAAUGUUCUCCUCUAAGUUCUUGAGAGAAAUUCCAGCCAUGAAUAUUUCAUCACCUCUCAUUUCUCAUUUUUGUAUGCUUCGGAUGAAGUUUUUAAUCCUUAAGUUGAAUUCAUCUUAUUAUUUCUGUAAACAUUGUAUGGUUGCCACCGCACUUUUUUUACUGGAUUAAAGAAAAAUAUUCAUCACUUUUCUCAAACUUUUUUUUUUUCAAGUUUUCAUGGGAAACUUUCUUUCUUCCAAAAUAAGAAACACUGAAGGAAUGCUUACUUGCAGGCUUAGUCAUAUUCCGUUUUAUGGUUCGCUCUUAUCAUUUUUUUUGUAGCCUUUCUUUUUAAUUUUUUUGAUACGAAAAUAUAUACUUAUAUUUUUCACUGUGUAUCUCUGAAAAAUAUAAAAUCAACCAAAAUAAAACCACCAGGUAAAUCCCUUUCUUUCCUUGAGGCGUGUAGAUAAAAUAUAUGGGACAGGGAUAGAGAACAUUGCACACCUGCGUCAUCCUCUGCCUGCUAUCUAUAUAUCUGCUAUAGCUACUUUGAUAUCUAUUUUUAAGGAUAUCUUCAGGUGGGUCAAUUUAUGCACCCUCUUCAUUAAAAAGAGCCCCCAUUUCUUGUGUCAGGAGGUACCACGAUGGAUCUUAUAACAUCUCCAAAAUAUUUUCGGGAUUAGAUUGUCUGCAAAAUGCAGUGCAACGCCUGAAAAUAGUUUUUUUCUUUUUGACCGCCCAUGACUGAUUCUCUCUCUUCUCCAGUGCAGCACAGGCGAAGAUAGUGUUUCCUUGAUUUCCCUUUAGUCCAUGAUUCCUGCCAAUCUGCGCAUACUCUGCAAUAAAUUCAAUCAAAGAAGAGUACCUGCCCAUUCAUCAAAGAAGGAUUUUUUUUCCUAAUAUUAUAAAAAAUUGCAGUGCAUUUCAUUGGCCUUUGUCAGCUUCGAAACAAAAGAUUUCAGUUUUUUUUAUAUAACCAUUAAACCCAAAAAAUUUCGUCAUACAAAUUUAAUCACAUUGAAUAAUCUUUCCUUUUCCCCAUCUGCCAACUCAUGCAUGUCUCGUGUACUAGUGAAGAUCUUGAUGGCUUCUGCUUCCAUUAUGAGGACAACACUAACGAAGUACAUAACAGAAAUAACGCUAUGAUAUCAUCCUAAUGAUUCAGAUAGGUUGUCUACAUCAAACUUAACUUGCAAUGAAUGGAGCGUGCACAUAUGCCUUUAAUUGAUUGAUUUCAAUCCAUCAGUUUCAAUGUGGAGUUGUUCAAAUAAUAUAAGUUUUCGACUUUCAAGUUGCAGCAGGUGGUGAUCUGUGGAAUUUUCUUUUUCUGCCCGCAGGUUGUCCAUCAUCUUCUUUCUGUGUCGGCAAUAUCCCACUCUGUGUACUCUGGGGAGGGGCAGUUUUAUGCAUUCUUAGUGCUCAUGUCAGAGAUAACUACUCCUGGGAUUAACUUGAGAUGGUAUCCAUUUACCACUGCUUUCCAUUUGUAGGAUUGCAAUAAUGAGAUGAUUCAGUGACCAUGCAUCUUCUGUUUCUUGAAGGUUUCUUGACACUGCAGGGCUGAAAAAAUCCCCUGCUUAUCUUGUAAAUGGAAUUGCGGUGUUCUUUGCAUGGGCGGUAAGUCAAAUGGAUUGCAUUCAUAACCAAAGUUUCCCCCAGAUCCAACGGAGUAGAUCAAUACACCUGUGGGGAAAGGAUUAGAUAGAACAUAAAUAUGGCUCGAUUGCUAAUUUGGAAUCACAAAAAAUUAACUGAAACCUCAAGUAUAAUGUGGGUAGUGUACUCUGUGUAAUCCUGUUUCAGUUUCUUGGCUGUGCUAUUUGUGAUCUUAGAAUCAAUUCUGACUGCUCCUUUCCUUGCAGGCCGCAAGAAUAUUGUUAUUUGUCUAUCUCUUUUAUCAUCUCUAUCUGCACUAUGAUCAGGCAAGCCGGCUUAUAUAUAUAUUGUUAUUCUCUGUGGAGCCUUUUCCUUUUUUUUUUUAAUAUUGCUCAAGUGAUCCUAGAGAAUUCAGCAGAUAAGAGCAAACAAGAAAGAUUAUCCGAUGUUCUAUCUCCAAACUUAAAUUCACCUUCACUAAUUUAUUUUCAUAAUUUUUUUUCUUUCUAUCUUGAACCAGAAAAAAUAUAUUAAAAAAGUAAACCAUCUGUUACAUGAUUUUCUCCAAAUUUAUUUACCAUAAUUUCCCACAUUCUCUUGUAUCCACCCGUCAAUAAUUCGUAAACCACCAUAGUGUAAUUUCAUGAAUUCACCAUCAUUUGUAGAAAAUUCUCCUUUGACCAACUCAACCUGUACCAAAUGCAUGGGUAUUUAUCCCAACUUUAAUAGACCUUAUCUUGCGUUAAUCAUCAUAUUAUCAUCUUUCAUCGGAUGCUAUUAUUGGAAGUAUAUGUAAGUUACUUGACCACUCCAGGAUUUUCUUUGCACAAUUUUUUUUUUCAGGUUGUGCAGAUGAGCAUCCUCACCUACGUCAUAGUGAUUUCUGUCCCCUCCGCAUUGGCUGUCAUGAACUUGGUUUGGUUUCGAAAGAUUGUAAAAGGGAUGAAGAAAACCCUGGCCAAAAGACAGUGA